Capra hircus (goat) is the source of this 5133-nucleotide messenger RNA. It is a transcript of the gene USP32, whose product is annotated as ubiquitin specific peptidase 32. NCBI's taxonomy places the organism in Eukaryota, Metazoa, Chordata, Mammalia, Artiodactyla, Bovidae. The record is from RefSeq and is a predicted model, not a curated record. Gene Ontology annotation, cellular component: Golgi apparatus. Gene Ontology annotation, molecular function: calcium ion binding; cysteine-type deubiquitinase activity. The transcript is spliced from 34 exons. Bases 162 to 4979 code for a protein of 1605 amino acids. Gene Ontology annotation, biological process: protein deubiquitination.
GGCCGGGAGGAGCCGCCGGGGCAGAAGCCGCACUUGUUAGUGUUGGGGGAGGUGGGGACCGGGGGACGCCGACACCGUCAGCCAGGGACGCCGAGGAGGAGGCGGGAGGGGGGUGGGGGCGAGAGCGGGCUCCGACCCCCGGCCGAGGGGAUGAAGGGAGCAUGGGCGCCAAGGAGUCACGGAUCGGAUUCCUCAGCUACGAGGAGGCGCUGAGGAGAGUUACAGAUGUCGAGCUGAAACGACUGAAAGAUGCCUUCAAGAGGACUUGUGGACUCUCGUAUUACAUGGGCCAGCACUGCUUCAUCAGGGAAGUGCUUGGAGAUGGAGUGCCUCCAAAAGUUGCUGAGGUGAUUUACUGUUCUUUUGGUGGAACAUCCAAAGGACUGCACUUCAAUAACUUAAUAGUUGGACUUGUCCUUCUUACAAGAGGCAGAGAUGAAGAGAAAGCAAAAUACAUUUUUAGUCUAUUUGCAAGUGAAUCCGGGAGCUAUGUUAUACGGGAAGAAAUGGAAAGAAUGCUUCAUGUGGUGGAUGGUAAAGUCCCAGAUACACUCAGGAAGUGUUUCUCAGAGGGUGAAAAGGUAAACUAUGAAAAGUUUAGAAAUUGGCUUCUUCUAAACAAAGAUGCUUUUACCUUCUCUCGUUGGCUGCUGUCUGGAGGUGUAUAUGUGACCCUCACUGAUGAUAGUGAUACUCCCACUUUCUACCAAACUCUGGCUGGAGUCACACAUUUGGAGGAAUCAGACAUCAUUGAUCUGGAGAAACGCUAUUGGUUGCUGAAGGCUCAAUCCCGAACUGGACGAUUUGAUUUAGAAACAUUUGGCCCAUUGGUUUCACCACCAAUUCGUCCAUCUCUAAGUGAAGGUUUAUUUAAUGCUUUUGAUGAAAAUCGUGAUAAUCACAUAGAUUUUAAGGAGAUAUCCUGUGGGUUAUCAGCUUGUUGCAGAGGACCUCUGGCAGAAAGACAAAAAUUUUGUUUCAAGGUGUUUGAUGUUGACCGUGAUGGAGUUCUCUCCAGGGCUGAGCUGAGAAACAUGGUGGUUGCACUCUUAGAGGUCUGGAAGGACAACCGCACUGAUGAUAUACCGGAAUUACACAUGGAUCUGUGUGACAUUGUAGAAGGCAUAUUGAAUGCACAUGACACCACAAAGAUGGGUCAUCUUACUCUAGAGGACUAUCAAAUCUGGAGUGUGAAAAAUGUUCUUGCCAAUGAAUUUUUGAAUCUACUUUUCCAGGUAUGUCACAUAGUUUUGGGGUUAAGACCAGCUACUCCAGAAGAGGAAGGACAAAUUAUUAGAGGAUGGUUAGAACGAGAAAGCAGGUAUGGUCUGCAACCAGGACACAAUUGGUUUAUCAUCUCUAUGCAGUGGUGGCAGCAGUGGAAAGACUAUGUCAAAUAUGAUGCCAGCCCUGUUGUGAUUGAGCCAUCAUCUGUGCUGAAUGGAGGAAAAUAUUCAUUUGGAACAACAGUACAUCCUGUAGAGCAGAGUGAAGAUAGAAUUGGAGGAGGCAGCCCAAGUUAUGUGAACACCACCGAAGAAAAAUUUUCAGACAACGUUUCUAGUGCAUCUGAAGCCUCAGAAACUGCUGGCAGUGGCUUUCUGUAUUCUGCCACACCAGGAACAGACAUGUGCUUUGCUCGACAACAUAACACUUCUGACAAUAACAACCAGUGUUUACUGGGAGCCAAUGGGAAUAUUUUAUUGCACCUCAAUCCUCAGAAGCCAGGGGCUAUUGAUAACCAGCCACUAGUAACUCAAGAACCAGUAAAGGCUACAUCAUUAACAUUAGAAGGAGGACGAUUAAAACGAACCCCACAGCUGGUCCAUGGAAGAGAUUAUGAGAUGGUCCCAGAACCUGUAUGGAGAGCACUUUAUCAUUGGUAUGGAGCAAACCUGGCCCUACCUAGACCUGUGAUUAAAAAUAGCAAGACAGAAAUCCCAGAACUGGAAUUGUUUCCUCGCUAUCUUCUCUUCCUGAGACAGCAGCCUGCCACUCGGACACAGCAGUCUAACAUCUGGGUGAAUAUGGGAAAUGUCCCUUCUCCGAAUGCACCAUUAAAGCGAGUCUUAGCCUAUACAGGCUGUUUUAGUCGAAUGCAGACCAUCAAGGAAAUUCAUGAAUAUCUAUCUCAGAGGCUGCGCAUCAAAGAGGAAGAUAUGCGCCUGUGGCUAUACAACAGUGAGAAUUACCUCACUCUCCUGGAUGAUGAGGAUCACAGAUUGGAAUAUUUGAAAAUCCAGGAUGAGCAGCACCUGGUAAUUGAAGUUCGCAACAAAGAUAUGAGUUGGCCUGAAGAAAUGUCCUUUAUAGCAAACAGUAGUAAAAUAGACAGACACAAGGUUCCGACAGAAAAGGGGGCCACAGGUCUGAGUAACCUGGGAAAUACAUGCUUCAUGAAUUCAAGCAUCCAGUGUGUUAGUAACACGCAGCCACUGACACAGUAUUUUAUCUCAGGGAGACAUCUUUAUGAACUCAACAGGACAAAUCCCAUUGGUAUGAAGGGGCAUAUGGCUAAAUGCUAUGGGGAUUUAGUACAGGAGCUUUGGAGUGGAACGCAGAAGAAUGUCGCCCCAUUAAAGCUUCGGUGGACCAUAGCAAAAUAUGCUCCCAGGUUUAAUGGGUUCCAACAACAAGACUCCCAAGAACUUCUGGCUUUUCUCUUGGAUGGUCUGCAUGAAGAUCUCAACCGAGUCCAUGAGAAGCCAUAUGUGGAACUAAAGGACAGUGAUGGCAGACCAGACUGGGAAGUAGCUGCAGAGGCCUGGGAUAAUCAUCUAAGGAGAAAUAGAUCAAUUGUUGUGGAUUUGUUCCAUGGGCAGCUGAGGUCCCAAGUCAAAUGCAAGACAUGUGGGCAUAUAAGUGUCCGAUUUGACCCUUUCAAUUUUUUGUCUUUGCCACUACCAAUGGACAGUUACAUGCACUUAGAAAUAACAGUUAUUAAGCUGGAUGGUACUACCCCUGUACGAUAUGGACUAAGACUGAAUAUGGAUGAAAAGUACACAGGUUUAAAAAAACAGCUGAGCGAUCUCUGUGGACUUAAAUCAGAACAAAUCCUUCUUGCUGAAGUACAUGGUUCCAACAUAAAGAAUUUUCCUCAGGACAACCAGAAAGUACGGCUCUCAGUGAGUGGAUUUUUGUGUGCAUUUGAAAUUCCCAUCCCUGGAUCUCCAGUUUCAGCUUCUAGUCCAAUACAGACAGAUUUCUCCUCCUCCCCAUCUACAAACGGAAUGUUCACCCUGACCACCAACGGGGACCUGCCUCGACCAAUAUUCAUUCCCAAUGGAAUGCCAAACACUGUUGUGCCAUGUGGAACUGAGAAAAACUUCACAAAUGGAAUGGUGAAUGGUCAUAUGCCGUCUCUUCCUGACAGUUCCUUUACAGGCUACAUCAUUGCAGUCCACCGGAAAAUGAUGAGGACAGAACUGUAUUUCCUGUCAUCUCAGAAGAAUCGCCCCAGCCUUUUUGGAAUGCCUUUGAUUGUUCCAUGUACUGUGCAUACCCGGAAGAAAGACCUGUAUGAUGCGGUUUGGAUUCAAGUGUCACGAUUAGCCAGCCCACUGCCACCUCAGGAAGCUAGUAAUCAUGCUCAGGAUUGUGAUGACAGUAUGGGUUAUCAGUAUCCAUUUACUCUACGAGUUGUGCAGAAAGAUGGGAACUCCUGUGCUUGGUGCCCAUGGUACAGAUUUUGCAGAGGCUGUAAAAUUGAUUGUGGGGAAGACAGGGCUUUCAUUGGAAAUGCCUAUAUUGCUGUGGAUUGGGACCCCACAGCCCUUCACCUCCGCUAUCAAACAUCACAGGAAAGGGUGGUAGAUGAGCACGAGAGUGUGGAACAGAGUCGGCGUGCACAAGCUGAGCCCAUCAACCUGGACAGCUGUCUCCGAGCUUUCACCAGUGAGGAGGAGCUGGGGGAGAACGAGAUGUACUAUUGCUCCAAGUGUAAGACCCACUGCCUGGCAACCAAGAAGCUGGAUCUCUGGAGGCUUCCCCCCAUCCUGAUUAUUCAUCUCAAACGAUUUCAGUUUGUAAAUGGUCGAUGGAUAAAAUCACAGAAAAUUGUUAAAUUUCCUCGUGAAAGUUUUGACCCUAGUGCUUUUCUGGUGCCGAGGGACCCAGCUCUCUGUCAUCGUAAACCACUCACACCCCAGGGGGAUGACCUCUCUGAGCCCAGGAUCCCAGCAGGAGAGGUGAAGAAAGCAGAUGCUCAGAACUCCGCUGGGGAAGACGCCGUGCUCCUGAGUAAGAGCCCGUCCUCACUGAGUGCCAACAUCGUCAGUAGUCCUAAAGGUUCACCAUCUACAUCAAGAAAAAGUGGAACCAGCUGUCCCUCCAGCAAAAACAGCAGCCCUAACAGCAGCCCUAGGACUUUAGGGAGGAGCAAAGGAAGGCUCCGCCUACCCCAGAUCGGCAGCAAAAACAAAUUGUCGAGUAGUAAGGAGAACUUGGAUGCCAGCAAAGAGAAUGGGGCUGGCCACAUUUGUGAGCUGUCUGAUGCCUUGAGCCGAGGGCACAUGCUGGGGGGCAGCCAACCUGAGCUGGUUACCCCGCAAGACCACGAAGUAGCUUUGGCCAAUGGAUUCCUUUAUGAGCAUGAGGCAUGUGGCAAUGGCUACAGCAAUGGUCAGCUUGAAAACCACAGUGAAGAAGACAUUACUGAUGACCAAAGAGAAGAUAUUCAUGUUAAACCUAUUUAUAACCUAUAUGCAAUUUCGUGCCAUUCAGGAAUUCUGGGCGGGGGCCAUUACGUCACUUAUGCCAAAAACCCAAAUAGCAAGUGGUACUGUUACAAUGACAGCAGCUGUAAGGAACUUCACCCUGAUGAAAUUGACACCGACUCUGCCUACAUUCUUUUCUAUGAGCAGCAGGGGAUAGACUAUGCACAAUUUCUGCCAAAGAUCGAUGGCAAAAAGAUGGCAGACACAAGCAGCAUGGACGAAGACUUCGAGUCUGAUUACAAAAAGUACUGUGUAUUACAGUGAAGCUACCACUCUGGCUGCUAGGUAGACUGGUGAUGAGGGAGAUGACUCCCUGUAGCUGACAUUUGGCAAAAGCAUCACUGAAAGGCAAGCUCAGUGUGUACUUAUUUUAUCCUGUGACCCUGAAGCACAAAGUUUAAAAAAACCCUAAUUAAAA